AUGGAUACUGAGGAUGGAUAUGAGGACGAGGCCGAGGCCGCCUCUUCAUCAUCCUUGCAGGCCACCUUUCAAAGAGCUUGUGAUAUCUGCCGCGCCCGAAAGAUUCGCUGCAAUAGAGAACGCCCAUGCUCACAUUGCGUGAGUAACAACGUCGAAUGCACACAAACUGAUACCAUCAGACCGCGGAUCAAACAUAAACGAAUUUUAUUGACUUCACAAUAUGAGCAGAAGAUUGACCAGAUUGACUCUCGUCUUAACGAAGCUAUUGGUCUGCUCAAAGGCCUCCACGACACACUGAACACUGGCUCCGGUGCGCCAUAUACCACGCCAAAACCUACUAGCAUGUUCCGUUCAACAGAGCUCAACUCUAGUUCUAUAACGGUCGUGGAAGGAGAGUCUUCGCUUGCUGCCCAAUUUUCAUUUGCGGAUGACUUUAUACGGAAGGUCGCGAAGACUGAACCCCUUCAAACUUCUGGCUUGGAAAUGGGGGAGAGCCUUGAGAACCUUUCUCAGAUAGUGGCUGCUUACAAGCAACAACCUGUCUCAGAAGAAACGACCUACCCCAACGCUCGACCUACUGAACGCCCAGGACUCCAUACGUGGGAGUUGCCUCCGAUACAAGAAAGUGUUGCGGUAAUUCAUGUUGCCAAAUCCCAACGCCUCGCCGGAACAGGUUGGAUUUACGAAUAUCUACCGAUGAACCAGUUCGCAACGAUUUGUCUCGACGUCUAUUUCACCGAAAACUAUUCUGAAAUGGAUUUCAUUAUUGUCAACGCUGGUCUUCAUUCGAUGUUCAAAGACUACAGCACAAUAGUCAUUGGGGACGAAAGGGAACGUUGCGAAAGACAUUCGCUCUUAUGCUGUGCUAAUCUCGAGACAGCGCUUUCCAAUUUGCCGUUGCACAUGCCUGCUGUUCCGAAGGCAAUCAUCGCUCUGCUUUUUGGUGCUUUUCAUGCUAUCGAGCUCUCGAAGCCUUUUUUGGCCUGGACCUUGUCCUCAAAAGCAUCAGAAAUAUGCCAAACAUUGGGAUAUCACCGAGAAUCUUCCCUCAAUAAUGGAAGAAACGAAGAUGACCGUUUGAGGAAAUUUCUCUUCUGGAGCAACUACUUCAUUGACAAAAGCCUAUCGCUCCGCUUAGGUCGGGCAUCAACUAUUCCGGAGUGGACAAUAACCGUCACUAGGCCGUCGAUUAUGGAUUCCCAUCCAGAGCCCGCAUUAGCCUACUUCGUGUUAUGGGUGGAAGCUGCCCGAUGUCAGGGAAAGAUUUACGAAUUACUCUAUAGUCCAGAUUCAGUCAGGCAGCGGGACGAAGAACGUAGAUCACGAGUCCAGAGUCUCAUCUCUGACCUAGAAAACCUGGACAAAGCGACCUCAGAAACAAACAAAAAAUGGAUAAAAACCGCGGCCGAUAGCGCGGGGCAAGACUUGAUGGACUUUUACGCAACAUCGGAUGAGACGUUACGUCUUUCACUACUCACAUUAGUCCAUCGAGCUGCGCCCCAAGAUCUUGGAUCUCCUAUGACAUUCAGUCCUGAUUGCGUCAACGCUGCGCGAGCGACCAUUGAAAAGCAUAAGGAUUGCAUAGCUGUCAUGAAAAGGAGUGGGGAUGCAUACUUCCCAGCCUACUUCCAAUGGACUCUUUUGUUUGCGCCGUUUGUGCCAUUUGUCGUGAUUUUUUGUCACGUUAUUGAAACCGUCGACCAAGCAGACCUUGGUCGCCUUGAUGAAUUCGUUGCGUCUAUUAAAGAUGCUGCUUGUAUUUCAAGUGCUGCGACUCGAGUACAUCGCCUAUUCAAUGCUCUCCAUGGUAUUGCAUUGCGCUACAUUGAAUAUCGAUCUGUCCAAUCUUAUGACAACCAGUCACAGAGCGACCCUGAAGUCGACUGGGUGCUUGCCACUCCGGCGCUUCCACCAAUCUGGGAUGAAGGCGGUAACCAGCAAUUGCAAGAAAGCGGGCCAAAUAUUCUCAGAUGCAAUGCGGCUGUGGACAAUAGACAGUGUGACGCAACAACCUUUGAGGGAAUAAGCAUUGGAGUCGACGAGAAUCGUUCAUUGAUGCGAAUGGGACACCAAAUGGAGUUGGAGUCUUGGUUCUAUAACAGUGAGGCUAUGACAGGUAUAUUGAAGCAAUAUGAGACUAAGUCCACUGAGGAAAGCUAG
Messenger RNA from Colletotrichum scovillei, 2160 nucleotides. RefSeq lists its product as uncharacterized. Gene Ontology annotation, molecular function: DNA binding; zinc ion binding; DNA-binding transcription factor activity, RNA polymerase II-specific. Bases 1 to 2160 code for a protein of 719 amino acids. Gene Ontology annotation, biological process: DNA-templated transcription; regulation of DNA-templated transcription. The transcript is spliced from 8 exons. The record is from RefSeq and is a predicted model, not a curated record. Lineage: Eukaryota; Fungi; Ascomycota; Sordariomycetes; Glomerellales; Glomerellaceae.